UUCAGAUUCUACAUGGUCACUGUGGUAGCUUCCACCUUUUCCUCUGAAAUAUGCAAAACCAAAGCUUCGUAACUGAGUUCGUCCUCUUGGGUCUUUCAUGGAAUCCAAGUGUUCAAAAAAUAGAAUUUGUUGUAUUUUUGUUCUGCUACGUGGCAACUGUUGGGGGCAAUUUGCUAGUUGUGGUGACCAUUGUCAGCAGUCCGAAACUCCUGGGAUCCCCGAUGUACUUCUUUCUGGCCUUCCUGUCCUUCCUGGAUGCCUGCUAUUCCUCUGCAUUUGCACCAAAGAUGAUUGUGGACUCCCUCUAUGAGAAGAAAACCAUCUCCUUCAAGGGCUGUAUGACCCAGGUCUUUGCUGAUCACUUCUUUGCUGGAGUGGAGGUGAUUAUCCUCACCGCCAUGGCCUAUGACUGCUAUGUGGCCAUUUGCAAGCCAUUGCACUACCCCUCUAUCAUGAACUGGAGGCUCUGUGGUAUCCUGACGGGGGUAGCCUGGACAGGUGGCUUCUUACGUUCUGUGAUACAAAUUGUCUUCAUUUUCCAGCUGCCCUUCUGUGGCCCCAAUGUUAUCAAUCACUUCCUAUGUGAUUUGUACCCAUUAUUGAAGCUUGCCUGCACUGACACUCACAUCCUUAGCCUUUUGGUUGUUGGCAGUAGUGGGUUUAUCUGCAUCAUAAUCUUCUCCUUGUUGCUCAUCUCCUAUUGUGUCAUCUUGCUCUCGCUAAGAACUCAUAGCUCUGAAGGAUGGCGGAAAGCUCUCUCCACCUGUGGAUCUCACAUUGCUGUCGUGGUUUUAUUCUUUGUCCCAUGCAUAAUUGUGUAUGCCAGACCUCCAUCUGCUUUCUCCUUCGAUAAGAUGGUGGCCAUAGUUUACACCUUUGUAACUCCCUUGCUCAAUCUUUUGAUUUAUACUUUCAGGAAUAAGGAAGUGAAAAAUGCCAUGAGGAAAUUGUGGACCAGGUUGGUGGUGGUUUCCGAUGAAAAAUAAAACAUUAAACUUAAAAAAAUUAAAUUUCAAUAGGAAAGAAAUCAAAAUGGGCUUGACCAAAUACUUUAUAGGGGCUGGAACCUGUAUUGCUGAAUGUAAUGUAAUGCAACAGAAAAAUACUAAUGGGUAGGGCAGGAAAUGCUAUUUCCACCCUCAGGUCACUCAUAUCUUGGAGUUGGCAGCUCAGUAUCGUCUUAGGGCAUCUGAGGAGAGUUGAAUUUUAUGUUUCUUUAGAAUAUAAUAAUGAAAAGAAUUCACUAAAAGACAGGGAUCAGAUUAUUAAGCUUCUUGCCAUUCAAGCCAUACUUUGAAAAACCUUUAUGGAAAGAAGGGAAAAAAUAUCAGGAAUAGGAACUUUCUGAAGCUAUUUUAACUGAAAAAAAAAGUUUACUUUUAGAAUACUGAUCCUAGUUGAGCAGCCCUGGUGGCACUGUAAGUAAGCCCUUGGCUGCUGAUGUAAGGAGCGUUUGUUCGAAACCAUCUCCUGCU
This is a messenger RNA of Loxodonta africana (African savanna elephant), 1475 nucleotides long. Its product is annotated as olfactory receptor 4C15-like. Gene Ontology annotation, cellular component: plasma membrane. Gene Ontology annotation, biological process: G protein-coupled receptor signaling pathway. The transcript has a single exon. Gene Ontology annotation, molecular function: olfactory receptor activity; G protein-coupled receptor activity. NCBI's taxonomy places the organism in Eukaryota, Metazoa, Chordata, Mammalia, Proboscidea, Elephantidae. The coding region runs from base 51 to 986 and encodes 311 amino acids. The record is from RefSeq and is a predicted model, not a curated record.